Molecule: messenger RNA, 960 nt
Organism: Cladocopium goreaui
Lineage: Eukaryota; Dinophyceae; Suessiales; Symbiodiniaceae
Source: the annotation of a GenBank genome assembly
AUGUAUGGAAUAUUUACCAACAUUUACCCUAAAAAUCAUCCAAAUGUAGGAAAAUAUACCAUACAUGGAGCAUAUGGGUACUACCAACUGAUCAUCACAAAUCCUACGCAGGCGCCGGAGGCAGCAACGCCUGCGGCGGAGUUCAAUGCAUCGUCCGGCUUUCUGCAACGAGUUCCGGAGGAGGAAGUUCGAUUGGACAAACUCCCACGGCCCUUCUAUUGCGACCCUCUGGAGCACGUCAUCGUCAUCAAUCUCCAAGAUGAAAGAGGCAAACCCAAACGGGACAGCCUUGCCCAGGAGUUGGAAAAGGCAGGAAUCAAUUCCUACAAUUUCUUUCCAGCCGUGGACCAUGAGAUAGAUGAGCAGCUGAAGUCGGAAAUGAGCGCGCAAGACCAGUUGUGCGACACGCUGCCCAAGUGCAAAAGCACCUUGGGGCGCGCCUUGAGUCAUCGCCAAGUGCAUGAGAAAAUCAUCGCAGAACAAUGGUCCUGCGCCAUGAUCUUAGAAGACCACGCCAAGUUGGCCGAGAACUUCACUUCGAGACUGAGAGAGGUGGCGAGAGACAGCUUUCCGGGCUUCGAUGUGAUCCAACUGGGGCGAUGCGAGGCCAAGGGGACUGGCAAAGACGCCCCGCCAAAGGAUCAGAGUACGGUGCCCACCUUGUUCCAAGGCUGGCCGGGGCGCUGUGCCCACGCCUAUGUGGCCAGUAUCUAUGGUGCGGUGUCCAUGGCCCAAGCGCACACGCCCAUCUCCUUGGGGAGGGACGUUUUACUGUCCGGGAAUCAUAAGUACGAGAAUCGCUUCCGGGCACAUGUGGAUCACAAAAAGCCAGCGGGCAGCUAUUGGUACCUUGUUGGAUUCAGAGAGCCGUUUGGAACGCGGGCAGCCAGGAUGGAAACGAGCAGUGUCAGUAUAAUCGUAGAUUUUGAAGAUGCCACUUUGACUGAUGGUUUCGGAUGA